AUGGAUAAAUUACUUCAGUGGUCUAUUGCACAGCAAAGUGGCGAUAAAGAAGCCAUGGAAAGAAUCGGUCAGCCUGAUCCAAAGAUGCUCGAGCAACUCUUUGGUGGCCCAGAUGAGCCUACACUCAUGAAGCAGUCUAUUCUCAUUCUUGAUAAUGACGAGGCCACAGUCGAGAACAAGCUUGUAGCUUUUGAGAAUUUCGAGAUGCUAAUCGAGAACUUGGAUAAUGCGAACAACAUCCAAAACAUGAAGCUCUGGCCUUCUAUUAUUCGUCAGUUAUCGAGUCCUAAACUCGAAUUUCAAGUUUUGGCUGCUUCCAUCGUAGGUAUUGCUACUCAGAACAACCCAAACAGUCAAGAGGCAUUCCUUACUCACGAAGAUGGUCUUUCUUCGUUGGUGCGCUUAUUGGCUGAUCCACAAACGCCCGAAUCGCUUGUGAUGAAGACUUUAUUUGCACUCUCGUCCCUCGUCAGAAACUGUCAAGAAGCAUGCGACAAAUUCGUGGCUCUUGAUGGCUGGAAGAUCCUUAACCUUAGUAAAGCUGCUUCCGAACGCCUUCUUUUACGUAAGCUCUCAUUAGUCUCGGCCUUGUUGUCUGGUGGCCUUGACAAUGCCACGAAAGAGCACAUCCAUUCCGACGGUGUUGUUGGCAGUAUUGCCGCAACCUUGAAAACUGAUGGUCACCUUGGAUGUAUUGAGAAAGCUCUCAACAUCAUUUCUACUCUCAAGGCCUCUGGUUAUGACUUUUCAACCGAUGAACUUGAUAUCUUAAACCAAGGAUUGAAGAAUGUUGAGCACGUCGAAAUGCUCUCUACAGAUGAUUUGCGGUCUGCUCAACAAUCUCUUUCCUAG
Australozyma saopauloensis is the source of this 852-nucleotide messenger RNA. RefSeq lists its product as uncharacterized. Bases 1 to 852 code for a protein of 283 amino acids. Gene Ontology annotation, cellular component: endoplasmic reticulum. The record is from RefSeq and is a predicted model, not a curated record. Gene Ontology annotation, molecular function: protein binding; adenyl-nucleotide exchange factor activity. The transcript has a single exon. Lineage: Eukaryota; Fungi; Ascomycota; Pichiomycetes; Serinales; Metschnikowiaceae.